AUGCCAGACUGGGAGGCUCUGGCAGCAAAUGCACAGCAGCGCAGGAGAGAGACAGCAGCGGUCAGCACAGCAGUGUGGGCGGCCGCUCCAGCGCAGUCAUGUCAGCUGUCAGGGGCUGUGUCCCUGCGCGCAGUGUCAGGUGCCUGCGCAGCGCCACUGAUGGGGGCAGAGGGCAUGAUGCAGCUGGAUGUGAGCACUCUGCUGCAGGCCCCACCCAGUCUGGAGGUUGCCGUAGCCAUCAAAGCCUUGAAGGAAAAUGGACAGAGUACGUUGCGCCCCAUAGCAGCUCUGACUGAUCUAGCGACCAUAGCUAGCCACGCGCUCUCGCCAUGCCCCAGCGAAGCCUCCUCGCCAGCCGCCACCCGCUCUCCAAGCCCGGAGCCGCGUGCCAGCACAGCGCAGCACAGCGCGCAGCCGGCACAUGCCGGCAUGCCUGCGCGACACGCGCCCACCUCCUCUCAUGCGGCUGCUGGCCAGGAGAGUGGGAGAAGCAUUGGAGGCACGACCAGGCAGGGGCUGUCAAAGAGCAUGUGGGAGCCUGCAGUGUCAAGAUCGGGUUAUGGCGGCAAAGGAGCAGCCUGUGUGGAAGCUGGGAGUGCAGCGCUGGCAGGAGAGGGGCCAGUACAGAGGCACGGGUCUCUGUUUGCGAGCGAGUCAGGCACCCUCAUGUCUGUGGUGACCAUGCCUGCAGCGCAGAAGGCAGCUCUUUUAGGACUUGGUCUUGAGGAGCUCACUGCAGGGUCUGCUCGGCUACCUGAGCAUGAAAGUGGUGGCCCAGUGGAGGCCAUGAGGAGGGAUGAGUCCAUGAUGUCAGGAGCUGGUUUGGGCAAGACAGGGGAGGGUAGAGGGAACGGGCAGCAAAGGCUGAAUGUGGUGCAUGUGGACAGCACUUAA
Molecule: messenger RNA, 894 nt
Organism: Coccomyxa subellipsoidea C-169
Lineage: Eukaryota; Viridiplantae; Chlorophyta; Trebouxiophyceae; Coccomyxaceae
Exons: 2
Coding region: 1-894 (297 amino acids)
Source: RefSeq, a predicted model, not a curated record